UAUCCAAGAGGGUAAAAAGUGUCCCACAGUAGCCGUCUGCCUGGAGGUGUAACUUUUUAUCGCUUCAUAAGUGUAUUUUACAGAUUAUUAAAAUUACUGCACCCACUUUCAGUAUGUUUUCCCAUUCAAAUCAAAGAGCUUUCAGCGGCGUAUUUGUGUUUAGCGCCUUGCUGCUGUCUGUGUCGGGGGAGAAAGUGUUAGAAAGUCGCUCCGGGAUGAUCCAGGAGAUCCGGACAGCUUUCGCUGACCUGGCCGGGGAAGGAAGGGCUUACCUGGGCAGGCUGGCCGGGGAGCAGACGGUGCUCUCUGUGCAGAAGGCGUUCUCUCAGGUCCUGGGUGUUGUGGCAGGAAGUUUGUCCGGGUUUCUUAAUGUGCUGUUGGAGUAUGUCUCACAGUUCCUGCAGGCUGCUGGAAUCAAAGGUGGUCUUCCCUUCAGCAAAGUGACCCCAGAGGGGCUAAUCUUCGUUGCCCGGUGGAUUCUCGUGUUCCUCAUCGGCUACUGGCUGAUUUCCUUCAUCUUCCGACUGAUUGCCUCCACUCUGAGACAGGCUAUGUGGCUGCUGAAAGUGGUCCUGGCUUUAGGUGGUUUCGCACUCAUCCUGAGCGACCACAGCGUGGGCACAGAAACCAUGGCGAUCCGAUUGGCUGUCCUGGUGUGCGUCUGCGUGCUAUUGGGCGUCGGGACUUCGAAGGUCGAUCCAGCUGAUAAAACUGCACACCUGGAGGAGCAGGUGAAGGUCCUGGAGAGACGGCUGAGGGAGAUGGAGAGGUGGAGGAGGACGGAGGAGUGAAGGAGAGAGAUGUCAGCUGUUUCUCAUCCUCUUCGUCUUUCCUUACUGCACGUGCAGAUGAUGGAGCGCUGGUGUCCUUUAGGCCUUCUGGAACUUCAAGGGAGUUUCUACAUUUUUACAGUUUGGAUGUUUUCUAUAAUGUGUUUAAAAAGUAAUUCAUUACUCAUUUGUAACUGACACAGUAUGAUUACUUAGUCAUUCCAGGAAGCAGUGAUUUGUGAGUCUACAUGUUCUGUUUGUGUCUUUGUUUUUUACUUUCUACCUUUAAAACUGCCUCAGUUUGAUGGAAAAAUGUUUACAUGCAAUAUUCUAACCGUCCUUUUACUACAUUUAUUACACAAUGUGGGAAGUAAUUGUCUUUUUUUCCUCCAAGAGUGAGAUGACAAUAUUGAUACCAACUUCAUGCCUGCACAUGAUAUUAAUCUUCUCAUCUCACUCUUGGAGAGAAAGCCAUUGAGUGUGUUUUUCCAUAAUUAUUUGACAACAAUACUGAAUAUUAUGAUGAUAAUCUUUCAGCCAGAUGAAGUCCAUCUCCCUGGUGUUCCUCAUUAUGAGAAACUCAGAACACACGGGUGGGUUAUAGUCUUUGUCUUAUUCAGAUUGAUGUACAGAGGUUAGAUCCAUGCUCUGAUUGGAUUUGGUACAAGCUUCUCUUAAAGUCGUGAAACUUCUGUAAUGCUUUGGGAUCCAGUCUGACAAUAAGAUUCAGAGUCUUAACUUAACUCUUAAAUGUUGUUAGUGCCUUAAAUGUUCCUCAUUUACUAGUGUUACACUUCAUAUCAAUGACCUGAGCUCAGUGGUUAGCAGGUCACGGUCUGUUGGGAUGUCUAAUCAUAAUGCUGGAACGUUGUACUGUAUGUGUCCUCAUUAACGUGCCUUUGGAUGGUGUUUGUGUUCAAACAGUCCACCAGAUAUCUUUGUUUUACUCCUGUAUUGAAUCUGCUUUGGGAGGUAAAGUAACAUUUUAAAAAGCCUUUUGGAGCAGUGGUUGUCAACUGGUCCAGCCACGGGGUCCAGAUUUCUCUUUCGUCAUUAGUUCAAGGUCAACACACUUUAAUAUAUUCAGUGUUAUACUUGCAAAAGACAGUUAGUUUGCUGUCUCUGCAAAGUAGCUGUCCAUUGGUUGCUCACUCUCCAGCAGGAAACAGCUUGGAAAUAAAAGCUCUGUGCUGGAAAUUCACUGUACUUCAAAAUAAAGUGUGUUUUUUACAAACUUGACAUGUUCGCGAGUCACUUUUGGUCCAUUUAAAAAGGACCUGCCAUCCACCAGUUGGGAACCACUGUUUUAGAGGAAUACAAAGCCAAAGACUGGUACAUUUACUUUUGACAGUUUUUGAGAAUAAUGUGUACUGCCAUAAAUAAUGUUCUGAUAUAUAAAAUAAAAACAUAUCACAGGUA
This is a messenger RNA of Epinephelus moara (kelp grouper), 2189 nucleotides long. It is a transcript of the gene tmem109, whose product is annotated as transmembrane protein 109. Gene Ontology annotation, biological process: cellular response to gamma radiation; intrinsic apoptotic signaling pathway in response to DNA damage by p53 class mediator. The record is from RefSeq and is a predicted model, not a curated record. Lineage: Eukaryota; Metazoa; Chordata; Actinopteri; Perciformes; Serranidae. Bases 114 to 791 code for a protein of 225 amino acids. The transcript has 3 exons.